Molecule: messenger RNA, 1129 nt
Organism: Paecilomyces variotii
Lineage: Eukaryota; Fungi; Ascomycota; Eurotiomycetes; Eurotiales; Thermoascaceae
Product: surfeit locus protein 5 subunit 22 of mediator complex-domain-containing protein
Exons: 4
Coding region: 332-682 (116 amino acids)
Biological process (GO): regulation of transcription by RNA polymerase II
Cellular component (GO): mediator complex
Molecular function (GO): transcription coregulator activity
Source: RefSeq, a predicted model, not a curated record
UAUUGUCUUCUCACUGCGUAGUCACGCUUCCAGCCAGAAUGGAGGGGCACAUCAUUACUCCAAGCACGGUCUCCAGCUGAGAUCCCAACAUCUCAUAUAAGGUUCGACGGCGUCAUCUGCUCGGUGGGGAAUCUGGAUUGGGCUUCGUGGUUGUGAUUGGCCGACAACUGAUACGAUUUGCGAUCAAGAUCGAGGCUCUCACCGCCGCUUUUUCCGCCCUUUCCAUCCGGCAGUAACCUUAGAUAGCUUCCUCCUGUACCACAAUUUCUAUCCUUUUACAUAGUAUCUAUCGAUCGAUCUAUGAAGCGCUACGUCGUCAGAUCAAAAGAAUAUGGAGUCUCAACCAACGGUCAAGUCAUUACAUAAUCGUAUCAAUGCCGAUAUCUCGCAGUUGCUGCAGCGGUUUGAGAAUAUCAUGGCCACGGCCACAGUAGAGAACACUAGCUACACAGCCACCUCCGUCGAGACAUAUCAGCUUGACGUCGAAUCCACGGCUCUAAUCCGCGCUGCGGAAGAUAUCCUCUCACUGACGCGUACGAUGAAAGAAACCUGGCUAUUCGGAAAGCUGGAUACGCUGGAAGAAGACGAGCGCGACAUUAAGCGGAGAGAGCAGUUAGAGAAGGAUGCGCUAGCAGUAAAGCAGGCUGUCGAGGAAGGUGGUUUGUUGAAGGUCGCGGAGUGAUUUCCUGAGUUUAGACUUGCUGGCGUCUUGGGUUCAGCUGGGCUGAAAAUGGAGCUAGGGCGUUUUGUGUUUAUCUCCCAGAACAGCUUUCUGGGAUAUUUCUAAGACUUAUAGCAGCAGUUAUUGAAAAGAUGUGCUAAUCAUCAAGGAACGACAAGGGUCGUAAUUCAUUCCCCGCAGCAGUCGUGAUAUCAAGAACAUGUUCAACACCUCGAUUGUUCGUUGAGAGAUCCCAGCCACAGUUGUUACAUGUCCAUUUCUUCUGGACAUGAUAAGGAAGUGGUACCAUUACCAGCAUCGAAGUAAACCACGGAGUGUUCUGCCGUAGACCGUUUCUAUAUCUUCACUAUUUGUCUCUUUCUGGCGCUUGCGAUUGGUCUUUUUGAAAAUUUCCCAAGUGAAAAGAAAUGCCGAUUCUCUCGUCUACCCACGAGGCUGGAACAUGGC